Molecule: messenger RNA, 1501 nt
Organism: Cuculus canorus (common cuckoo)
Lineage: Eukaryota; Metazoa; Chordata; Aves; Cuculiformes; Cuculidae
Gene: POU4F1
Product: POU class 4 homeobox 1
Exons: 2
Coding region: 332-1501 (389 amino acids)
Biological process (GO): regulation of transcription by RNA polymerase II
Molecular function (GO): RNA polymerase II cis-regulatory region sequence-specific DNA binding; DNA-binding transcription factor activity, RNA polymerase II-specific
Source: RefSeq, a predicted model, not a curated record
CAAAGCCGGAGCCGCCGCGCUCUCGCGAGAGCCCGCCCGCCGGUAGCCACGGGAUGCGGGGCUCAGGUGCGGGCAGAGCGCAGCGCAGCGCGCCCGGCGCCGGGCAGCGGCAGGCAGCGCAGUGAGACGGCGGGGGCCGGAGGGAGCCUCGCCGCCCGCUCGCUCACCCAGCCCAGCCCCGGCCACCGCAGCAGCGGCGGCGGCGGGGGCAGGGUCCUCUGCGGCACCGCCGCCACCCGCCGCGGCUUCCCCUGGCGGGAGGAGAGCGCCCGGAGAGCACUUUUCCCCCGACUUUAGGAGUGUUUGUGGAUUUACAUGCCAAGCCAUCAAGAUGAUGUCCAUGAACAGCAAACAGCCGCAUUUUGCCAUGCAUCCCACCCUACCUGAGCACAAAUACCCCUCUCUACACUCCAGCUCGGAAGCAAUAAGAAGAGCAUGCCUACCAACUCCACCGCUGCAGAGCAAUAUCUUCGCCAGCCUCGAUGAGACGCUGCUGGCGCGGGCCGAGGCUUUGGCAGCCGUCGACAUCGCCGUCUCGCAGGGCAAGAGCCACCCGUUCAAGCCGGACGCCACCUACCACACCAUGAACAGCGUGCCCUGCACCUCCACCUCCACCGUGCCCCUGGCGCACCACCACCACCAUCACCACCACCACCACCAGGCGCUGGAGCCCGGCGACCUCCUGGAUCACAUCACCUCCCCAUCCCUGGCGCUCAUGCCCGGCGGCGGCGGCGGCGGAGGCGGCGGCGGCGGCCACGACGGGGCGGGCGGCGGCGGCGGCGGGGCCGGAGGCGGCGGGGGAGGCGGCGGCGGCGGCGGGGGCGGCGGCGGCCUCAUCUCCACCUCGGCCCACCCGCACUCCCACAUGCACGGGCUGGGCCACCUCUCGCACCCGGCCGCUAUGAACAUGCCGUCGGGGCUGCCGCACCCGGGGCUGGUGGCCGCGCACCACGGCGCCGCUGGGCAGGUGGCCUCGGCGGCUGCCGUUGUGGGAGCGGCGGGCUUAGCUUCCAUCUGCGACUCGGACACGGACCCGCGGGAGCUGGAGGCCUUCGCCGAGCGCUUCAAGCAGCGCCGCAUCAAGCUGGGGGUGACCCAAGCCGAUGUGGGCUCGGCGCUGGCCAACCUGAAGAUCCCCGGGGUGGGUUCCCUCAGCCAGAGCACCAUCUGCCGCUUCGAGUCGCUCACCCUCUCCCACAACAACAUGAUCGCCCUCAAACCCAUCCUGCAAGCGUGGCUGGAGGAGGCCGAGGGAGCCCAGCGGGAAAAAAUGAACAAGCCCGAGCUCUUCAACGGGGGCGAGAAGAAGCGCAAGCGGACUUCCAUCGCCGCCCCGGAGAAGCGCUCCCUGGAGGCUUACUUCGCCGUCCAGCCCCGGCCCUCCUCCGAGAAGAUCGCCGCCAUCGCCGAGAAAUUGGACCUCAAAAAGAACGUGGUGCGGGUUUGGUUUUGCAACCAGAGACAGAAGCAGAAACGGAUGAAAUUCUCCGCCACCUACUAA